AUGCGAUUCGCCACAUCUUGGCCUUCCUGCGCUGCUGGAGCUGAUUACGCGCUGAAGCUGGUUGUCGGCCAGGUUGAGCACAAUUGCCGCAUGCGCUUGCUGCUGCUUGGCGUCCCCAAAGUCCUCGUGACAAGAAGUCCAUCUGCAACAGGCAUGCCCAUAGAUGGUAGUUGGUCCCGUCAAAACGGGCAGGCUUAG
Molecule: messenger RNA, 198 nt
Organism: Plasmopara halstedii
Lineage: Eukaryota; Oomycota; Peronosporomycetes; Peronosporales; Peronosporaceae
Exons: 2
Coding region: 1-198 (65 amino acids)
Source: RefSeq, a predicted model, not a curated record